This is a messenger RNA of Tigriopus californicus, 2708 nucleotides long. RefSeq names its product alpha-amylase-like. Gene Ontology annotation, biological process: carbohydrate metabolic process. The record is from RefSeq and is a predicted model, not a curated record. The transcript has 9 exons. NCBI's taxonomy places the organism in Eukaryota, Metazoa, Arthropoda, Copepoda, Harpacticoida, Harpacticidae. Gene Ontology annotation, molecular function: alpha-amylase activity; cation binding. Bases 108 to 2564 code for a protein of 818 amino acids.
AAUCGCAACAAAGCAGACAAUUGAAGUACUUGACUUAUGCAGGAGCACAUCAGUCGUGUUUACUCGAACUUGCAGUUCGGUAGAAAGUUCCCUCCGAGCUAGUCGAUAUGACUUUGAUGCAGGCCCUUUUGGGUGCAUUGGUGGUAUUGGGAUGUGCUCCCAUUUAUUUGGCCCAAGGCUACACGGACAGCCAAUGCCAAGGAGAUCGAACGGUGAUUGUCCAUUUGUUCGAAUGGACAUGGGGUGAAAUUGCCCGCGAAUGCGAAGAAUUUCUAGGUCCCAAAGGAUACUGUGGAGUACAGGUUUCUCCUCCUCAUGAGCACAUUGUUACUCCGGAAUGGUGGGCUCGAUAUCAAGUUGUUUCGUACCAAUUGGAAUCCAGAGGGGGAACCAGAGACGAAUUCAUUGAGAUGGUGCAACGUUGUGACGCAGUCGGCGUGAAUAUCAUAGUUGAUGGUAUCCUUAAUCAUGCCACAGGGAUGGACCAGACAAGUGGAACCGGAUGGGGUGGAUCUUCGUUUGAUGGACCCGGCCAGUCUUUUCCCGGGGUUCCCUACUCCAAAGACAAUUUUCAUCAGCCCCCCUGUGACAUCAAUUACGGCGACCCUGCAUCCGUACGUGAUUGCUAUCUUCUGACUUUGAGCGAUUUGGAUCACUCGCAAGAUUACGUGAUCGAAACCUUGGCGGCAUAUUUGAACGAUUUGAUAAGCAUUGGAGUCAAAGGUUUCCGGUUGGACGCUUCAAAGCACAUGUGGCCUCAAGAUCUGGCCAAUAUUCAAAGCCGGAUGGACGAUUUGCCUCAGGGGGGUCGACCGGUGGUCAUGCACGAGGUUAUUGAUCAGGGUGGCGAGCCCAUUAAGGUCAAUGAAUACUAUGAUGUGGGUCGAGUCACCGAGUUCCGCUAUGGCAUCAAGGUGGCCGAAUCGAUUAAUAACGGAGCCUUUGGCAAUCUUGAAGGUGUGUACGACCCUGGGUGGGGCAUGUGUGAUCCAGAACAUGCUUUUGUCUUCAUCGACAAUCACGACAAUCAGCGAGGACAUGGUGGAGCUGGAAACACUUUGACUCACAAGGACCCAUACAAAUAUAAGCUAGCCGUUUCCUUCAUGUUGGCUCAUGACUAUGGAUUCAAGCGGGUGAUGUCCAGUUACUACUUUGACAACUCCGAUCAAGGACCCCCAGACACUCCUCCAGGAUGUGGAGAGGGUUGGGUCUGUGAGCACAGAUGGAACUCGAUUGGAAACAUGGUGGAGUUCGCCAAUGCUGUCAAUGGAGAACCAGUGGAGAACUGGGUGGGUGAAGCCGAUAUGGUGGCCUUCUCUAGAGGGGCCAAAGGAUUCUACGCUAUGGGAAAUGUCGGAGGAAGACAAUUCACUACUGGCUUGCCUGAUGGUGAAUACUGCGAUUUAAUUUCGGAUUGCGUGCAAAAGAUCACGAUCAGUGGAGGUAUGGGCACCUUUGAUCUCUAUGACUCAGAAGAGCCUGCGGUGGCUAUUUGUGUCGGAUGCUCUGGAGGUUCAGGACCUGGAACCACCUCGGCACCUGAUGAUGAUGCAACCACCACCACACAAGCUUCAACUUCUCCAGUGCCUGAGGAGUGUUGUGAUACCAUUACAUUGUCGAGUUCUGGUGCUGGAGCUAGUGCCUACCCAGAGCUCAUGGGUGACUACUCAAAGAUAGAUACCGAUGAGAAUGGGCGUGGAGUUUAUCAACAUAAGACCAUUUUGACCGACGCGUACAUCUCUUACGUGAACGAUCCGGCUCAUCAUUGGGAUGGAUGGCGUGUGACCAACAACAGGGACGAAGUGUUCGGUUUCAUCUCCAAUGACGAUGAUGGUGACUGCCCGCAACUUGCCUCAGGAUGGGACUACUUGGACGGAGAGGAGUGGAAUGUGGAUGAAACGAUGAAAGUGUCGUGCAAUCAAGGUGGCGGAGACACCACCACCUCUCCCGGAGGCGGGGGUAGCACCAAUGCCCCGCCCACUGGUAUGGCCCGCACCAUCAUCUUCAUUGAGAGAGAGACCUUCCCUGGCUCCGAUGUGUUCAUUGUGGGAGGCAUCAAUGACGAGCAAAGGCCAGACUGUGGAACUGAUGCGGAAACGUCCACUUGUGCCAUCGAUAUUGCGCUCAAUGAGAUGCCCAAGCAAUGGGAGUCCUACAACGCUUGGAUGGAGGGAGAUACCAAAUUAGAUUGGGAGGGACCUCAGGUUGGACAAGGAACCUUUGACGACUACGAAGCAUUUGGCACUCCAGGAGCCUGGACCACGGAUGAUGCCACGGAUGAUUUCUAUUAUGAGUUGAACACCUUCGGUCCUCACUAUUGGAUUAUUGAUAUGAACAUGGACUGUUCCCAAACUGAGAAUGGAUGGUUCGAGCUCAAUACGUUGUACACGAUCGGUGGUGAAGAUGGAGAACCAAUCAUUGCCCAAGAGGCGUGUACUGGGGGCGUGGGUGGGACUGCUCCUUACAGCUCGCCCAACCAUAUGGCUCGAUGUGGAUACAUGAAUGUGUUCCAAUAUGGAGAAAAUGGUUGCCAAAUUGAUGAAGUGCCAGCAAAAAAGAACUAAACUGAUUGCCUGAGGCAAAUUGAAAUUUGUUCUCUUAUUAAAUUUUGAGAAACCAUAUUUAUGUAAUUAAUCGAUCAAAACACGAGACUCCGAUAGUCUCAAAAUGUUUUUGGCUUUUUCAUUAAACAUGAAUGUAAAAAUGCA